Molecule: messenger RNA, 1007 nt
Organism: Conger conger (European conger)
Lineage: Eukaryota; Metazoa; Chordata; Actinopteri; Anguilliformes; Congridae
Product: immunoglobulin lambda-1 light chain-like
Exons: 4
Coding region: 53-769 (238 amino acids)
Source: RefSeq, a predicted model, not a curated record
UGCUCAUCUCUCAGCUGGACAGUAAGGGCCGUUCACACCACACACUGACAACAUGCUGGGGACACUCUGCACUCUCAUCGCUGUGCUCUCAUGUGUCAGGGGGCAGAAGGUUUUGACACAGAAACCCUCAAUGCUGAGUCUGACAAAAGGACAGAAGGCCACUUUGGACUGCAAUAUUGCCCGAGAAGAUGGUUAUUAUGUUUCUUGGUACAAGCAGGUUCCAGGCAGUGCUCCACAGUAUAUACUGUAUUUCCACCACUCUCAGAGCUCGCCUACAUAUGGAGCUGGUUUCUCCUCCCCCCGCUUCACCUCCACCACCCAGAGUAACACAGAUUAUCAGUUAAUAAUUAGCAAUGUGGAUGCAGGAGACUCAGCAGUGUAUUACUGUGAGACAUGGGACAGCACAGCUAGUGCAGCUGUAUUCGGCCAAGGCACUAAACUGAUUGUCACGGACCCUUCUCUUGCUGCGCCUACACUCUCUCUCCUGCCUCCGUCCAGCGAGGAUCUGACAGGAAAAUCCACACUGGUGUGCCUGGCGCAGAUGUCUAUUGGAUUCGCUGAUGUCAGUUGGACAUCGGACGGGAAAGCCGUUACUGGCGGCAUUUUUACAAGCGCCGCCGAACAGAUCUCCGACAAAAACUUCGGUUUGAGCAGCUUCUUAACCGUCAAGACUUCCGAAUGGAUUAGUGACCGCGUUUAUGCUUGUAAAGUAUCGGUCGGGUCAAAAACGUCAGAGAAAACUAUCAAGAAAUCAGACUGCAGCAAGUAAACUGUAGCUGUCUGACACAAUUUGACUAAAAUUGUAUUUUGAUCAGCAAGCUUUUCCAUCUGUAAUAGUUAAGCAACCCAUUAUCUGAAUGGAUUUACUGCAGUGCCUUAAGAAUAUUUCAGGAAUAGACUUUCAAUUGUAACAUCAUUUUAUGCUCUUACUGCUAGAACGUGUGUUUUGGUUAUAUUUGUGUUUGGAUUGUGUAGAGAUUCAAUAAAGACUUUUGCAUGUUCAAGAA